CCGUAGUCUCUUGAGACGGAGCUCGACCCAGACAGAGAGUGCUAGAUUUGUUGGCGUUGAUCUCUAUCCCAUUGUGCCAGAUCUUUCUCUGUCCUGACUACUUUGAAAUAUUCGAAGUUACCUUCUUCUGCUACAAGAAUCAAUCUGCCAGUAAACGAUACAUCAUGGCGGACGUCGAGAUGGCCGAUGCUGGCUCUGCCGGCAAAGUCAAGCCCAGCACGAAGACAUCCAAGGGCAGCCCCGCUGGAGAUAGCCUACCUGAUGGCAAGAAAAGAUUUGAAGUCAAAAAGUGGAAUGCCGUUGCCUUGUGGGCGUGGGAUAUCGUCGUCGACAACUGUGCCAUCUGCCGAAACCACAUCAUGGAUCUCUGCAUCGAAUGUCAGGCCAAUCAAGCUUCCGCAACGAGUGAGGAAUGUACGGUGGCAUGGGGCAUUUGUAACCAUGCGUUCCAUUUCCACUGUAUUUCAAGGUGGCUCAAGACUCGGCAGGUGUGCCCUCUGGAUAACCGUGAUUGGGAAUUUCAGAAAUAUGGACGUUAAAAGGAUACAAAUAUCUAAACAGAGGCGGGAGGCUCCACAAUAUUCCAAGCCGGGUUCAAGUCUUAAGAGUUAGCGCUCGAGCUUAGGAGCGUUCACAAUUUCUUCAAAUCCGACAUACAACUUUCUGUUAGAAACUGGUACUGGGGGCGCAACUGGGUCAUCAGCGCAAGCCGACUGAGGUUUCGGUUUAGGCAAAACACGGCAUCACGAUAUGAAACACAUGAUUUCUUUACCAUUAUUAUGCAUAGCAGAAACAGAGGGACAAGGGCUUUGUUAGGCUAGUUAUUCGAGAUCCUUCAAUUGACAGUAUUAUUGAAGAUUAUACGCGUUCAGAUUAGACACUCCCUCUGACGCCUGGAAAAUCAAAACAAUAAAGCUUCUUUCAGCUCG
This is a messenger RNA of Xylona heveae TC161, 929 nucleotides long. RefSeq names its product putative E3 ubiquitin-protein ligase RBX1. NCBI's taxonomy places the organism in Eukaryota, Fungi, Ascomycota, Xylonomycetes, Xylonales, Xylonaceae. Gene Ontology annotation, cellular component: cullin-RING ubiquitin ligase complex; nucleus. Gene Ontology annotation, biological process: ubiquitin-dependent protein catabolic process; protein ubiquitination. Gene Ontology annotation, molecular function: zinc ion binding; cullin family protein binding; ubiquitin protein ligase activity. The transcript has 4 exons. The record is from RefSeq and is a predicted model, not a curated record. Bases 165 to 539 code for a protein of 124 amino acids.